CGUUCAUUUUUGAAGUGAUAAAAACGCAUGACAACAUCGAAGAAAGGAAUAUGAAAUAUAAGUUGCAAUAUUUCUAGUAAUCAAAUAUGUAAUAGAGUAUUAUCAAAUGCAUUUCCUUUCACUUUAAAUAUCUAUAUUAUUUUUAUAGCAUAUGUGUCGUCACUAAUGAUUAUUAUUUUUAUGGUGUAUCAAUACUGAAUUUACGAAAAAGGUAACGUUGUUACUUCGUUGCGAAGGUAUUCUUUAUUAUGUAUUAAUAGAUGAAAAAUCUAUCUCUCACUGUGUUUGCGUAGAACCGUUUUAAGUUGUAUUUCAAUACAAAUCCAACAAGUACAAUUGAAACGAUUAAAUCCUUUGUACAUGGAAUGAUUGCUUCGUUGCACCACUUUGUGAGGUUACGUUUCAACAAAUGACAGUAGCAUUCGGUUGAAUACAAAUCUGAUUUGAAGCGUAUGUGAAAAAAAUGCUAGAAGCGGCUGGGAUUAACGCAUCUUAGUACACUCUGACUGCAGCGAAUUCAAGUUUGAAUAUCUCCGAUAAAUGAAAAUUUAUGAAUGUGGUCACAGCGAGAUAUUUUGCGGGGGGUCCUUACUGGGGUUAUCGUGACCCAGGUAGACCGAAAAUCCUCCUUAACAGUAAGGUGCCUUUUCCACCAGCCACCACUGAUCAAUCUUUGUCAUUGGAACAAAAAGACGAAACAAUGGAACUUAGGGGCUUGUUCCCAAAUUCUUGCCAACAAUCUGGGCCUUUGGUACCUGAACCACAUAUAAAUGGAAACAGAAAAUCAAUCACUACGUUAUCAACAUUCAAUAAUGUAGGGUCUGAUAACUGUGGGUCUGUGCCUAGCGUACAAAAUAAUUUACGUUUGUCGAGAGGAUUUUAUACACGUUUACCGCCACUGAGUAAAUCUGGACAAUCGUCUGGGCAAAAUGUGACAAGUGAAUCAAAACAGCAAAGAGAAUCGGAGAAUAAGUUAAAUGCUUUAUUUGACCAAUAUAAGGAUCCACAUGAAGAUGUAAUUCUAGCAGAUGGAAUAGAAAGACUUUGCAAUGAUUUACAACUAUCACCGGAUGAGUUUCAAGUACUUGUGCUUGCUUGGAAACUAAAUGCUGAACAAAUGUGCCAAUUUACACGUCAAGAAUUUGUGACAGGUUUAAAAGCAAUGAAAGUAGACAGUAUACGUAGUAUACAAGCAAGACUACCAGAAAUUGUUCAAGACUUGUCAGUAAAUAGUGAUUUAUUCAAAGAUCUCUAUCGAUUUACGUUCCGAUUUGGUUUAGAUAUUAAUUCUGGUCAAAGAAUAUUACCAGCUGACAUGGCAAUCGUUCUAUGGAAGCUUGUUUUUACAUUACGUGAACCGCCACUUUUAUCCAGAUGGUUGAAAUUUCUUGAGUGCCAUCAUGUUAGAGGCAUACCCAGAGAUACAUGGAAUAUGUUUUUGAAUUUUGCUGAAAGCAUUGGUGAUGAUCUUGGUGCCUAUGAUGAUGCAGAAGCAUGGCCAAGUUUAUUUGAUGAUUUUGUGGAAUAUGAAAAUGAUCAAAUGAAUCAAAAUAUCAGUAAAGAUGAUAUCAUAAAAGAUGUUUCUAUUGAUAAAGCUUAAUAUUGAUGUUCUCAGUUUUCAUUGUGAUAAGGUAUUAUUAAUUUUCAUUUAAAUUCCAAACAAAACUAUUUAAACUUUUCUAACAAUGAAAAGGUAAUCAUUCUUCUGUAAGCUUUCCUUAUUAUUUCAUGUUGUUUAAUUUUAAUAUUGGCAUACAAAGUACCAA
Molecule: messenger RNA, 1766 nt
Organism: Megalopta genalis
Lineage: Eukaryota; Metazoa; Arthropoda; Insecta; Hymenoptera; Halictidae
Source: RefSeq, a predicted model, not a curated record